Molecule: messenger RNA, 954 nt
Organism: Vicia faba (fava bean)
Lineage: Eukaryota; Viridiplantae; Streptophyta; Magnoliopsida; Fabales; Fabaceae
Source: the annotation of a GenBank genome assembly
AUGGGUAGUGAGAAUGAGAUCCCAAUUUUGGAUUUCAACAGGAAUAUUAGAUUGAAGUUAGAAGAAGGGGGCGAAGGAUGGAAAGAAAUGAGCAAGAAAGUGAGACAAGCAUUUGAGAGUCAUAGUUGCUUUCUCAUAAGGUGUGAUGAUAUCACAAAUGAUUUACAUGAUGAAUUUUUCACAAGUAUGAAAUCAUUGUUUGAUUUACCUGAAGAAACUAAGAAGAAGUUCUGUAGCCCAAGACCUUAUAGGGGAUACACUGCAAAAAGUUGUGUCAUUCCCUAUGCUGAAAGUUUUGGAAUUGAUAAUGAUCGUAAUCCAGAUACGGCUCAACAAGACUUCAUUGAUCUCAUGUGGCCUCAAGGAAAUCCAACUUUAAGUGCGGCGCUAAGUUCCUAUAGCUCGAAAACUCGUGAACUAAGUUCUCUUAUUUUGAAGAUGGUUGUGGAAGCCUUUGAACUUCCACAACAUUACAAGUUGGAUAUUGGAGAGUUGAAUAGCUACAAUGAUGCACGCAUGACUAAGUAUUUAACUUCUGAAGAGACAAAAGGUUCUAAUAUUGGUUUGGUACCUCACACAGACAAAGGAACUAUUUCCUUCAUAUGUGACAAUGGAGUUCAAGGUCUGCAGUUGCUAUCGAAAACCGACAAUUGGGUUGACAUAAAUAUUCCUCCAAAUGGCUUUGUGGUAGUUGUUGGUGAUAUAUUGCAGGCAUGGAGUAAUGGGAGACUUGAGGCGGCCACACACAGAGUGGUGGCAAAGGAUGAAGAGAGAUUUGUAUUUGUAUUUUUUUCUGUGCCAAGGGAAGGCUUGAUCAUUAAGGGGCCAUCUGAACUUGUGGAUAAUGAAAACUACCCUAAACGCUACCGUCCAUUUAACUAUGAUGAGUAUGUUAAUUAUCAUCAUUCAAUUGGAUCACAAGAGGCUCCAAUGGAAAAAUUUGCUGGAAUUUAA